Drosophila kikkawai is the source of this 2130-nucleotide messenger RNA. RefSeq names its product peroxisomal Multifunctional enzyme type 2 (gene Mfe2). Gene Ontology annotation, molecular function: oxidoreductase activity. Lineage: Eukaryota; Metazoa; Arthropoda; Insecta; Diptera; Drosophilidae. The record is from RefSeq and is a predicted model, not a curated record.
AGCUGGCUCGAAUCCGAUCCCCCUGCAAACAGGCUUAUCUGGCCAGGGUUUAAUGCACUUUGUACCUGCGGCACGGCACAGCACAGCACGGUCUAAUCUUUGCGGGCUGGAAGACCAUCCCAUCGCAUAAACCAGAAGACACUCUUCAAGACCCCUGAGAGCGGUGACGAACUGACCAAACCAAACCAAAACCAUGUCCUCAUCCGAUGGAAAACUGCGCUACGACGGCCGAGUGGCGGUGGUGACUGGAGCCGGCGCGGGCCUGGGCCGCGAGUACGCCUUGCUACUGGCCGAGCGCGGUGCCAAGGUGGUGGUCAACGACCUGGGUGGCACACAUUCCGGCGAGGGUGCCUCGCAGCGCGCCGCCGAUAUUGUCGUCGAGGAGAUCCGUCGGGCUGGCGGCGAGGCGGUGGCCGACUACAACUCUGUUAUUGAUGGAGCAAAGGUCAUUGAGACCGCCGUGAAGGCCUUCGGACGCGUCGACAUCCUGGUAAACAACGCUGGCAUUCUGCGCGACAAGAGCCUGGCCAAGACCAGCGAACAGGACUGGAACCUGGUUCACGAUGUCCACCUGAAGGGCAGCUUCAAGUGCACCCAGGCCGCGUUCCCUCACAUGAAGAGCCAGAACUACGGUCGUAUCAUCAUGACGUCCUCGAACUCGGGCAUUUACGGCAACUUCGGACAGGCCAACUACUCGGCGGCCAAGAUGGGCCUGGUUGGUCUGGCCAACACGGUGGCCAUUGAGGGCGCCCGCAACAAUGUCCUGUGCAACGUGAUCAUUCCCACGGCCGCCAGCCGCAUGACCGAGGGCAUCCUUCCCGACAUUCUCUUCAACGAGCUGAAGCCGAAGCUCAUUGCUCCGGUGGUGGCCUACCUAUGCCACGAGUCCUGCGAGGAUAAUGGCAGUUACAUCGAGAGCGCCGCCGGCUGGGCCACCAAGGUGCAUACGGUGCGCGGCAAGGGCGCCGUGCUGCGUCCAUCCAUCGACGACGCAGUGACCCCGGAGUACGUGAAGAACGUAUGGUCGCAGGUGACGGAUAUGUCCAAGGCCAAGCACCUGGACGCCAUCGCCAACGCGUCCGGCUCUCUGCUUGAGGUGCUCGAGAAGCUGAAGGCCGGCGGCGGUGAGGCCGUCGAGGACACCUUUGAGUUCGACAGCAAGGAGCUCAUCACCUACGCGUUGGGCAUCGGUGCAUCGGUGACGAACGCCCAGGACAUGCGCUUCUUGUACGAGAACGACGGCGACUUUGCCGCCAUUCCGUCGUUCUUUGUGCUGCCCGGCCUCCUGCUGGCCAUGUCCACCGACAAGCUGAUGAGCAAGGCUCUGCCCGGCAAGCAGGUGGACUUCUCCAACAUCUUGCACGGUGAGCAGUACCUGGAGAUCGUUGACGAUCUGCCCACCAGCGGCACACUGGUGACCAGCGGCCAGGUGUUCGACGUGAUGGACAAGGGUUCCGGUGCUGUGGUCGUGACCAACACCGAGUCCUUCGACGAAAGCGGACAUCUGCUGGUGCGCAACCAGAGCAGCACCUUUGUCGUCGGCGCCGGAAAAUUCGGCGGCAAGAAGGAGCCAAUUGCCGGUGUUGUUCCGGUGCUCCCGCCACCCAAGCGCCAGCCGGACGCGUCCGUUCAAUACGCGACAAGCGAUAAUCAGGCCGUGCUUUACCGCCUUUCCGGCGAUCGUAAUCCCCUUCACAUCGAUCCCCAAAUGGCCCUGUUGGCCGGAUUCAAGACCCCCAUCCUGCACGGCCUCUGCACCUUGGGCUUCUCCGUUCGCGCUGUACUCGCCCAGUACGCCGACAAUAAUCCGGCCCUCUUCAAGGCAGUCAAGGUACGCUUUUCCGGUCCCGUGAUUCCUGGCCAGAGCCUCCGCGUGGACAUGUGGCAGGAGGGUGCACGCAUCUACUUCCGCACCGUGGUGGUGGAGACCGGCAAGGAGGUCAUUUCGGGCGCCUAUGUGGACCUCAAGAGCAGCUCCAAGGCGAAGCUGUAAGAUGCACAACGGACGAGUGGGUGACACCCAAAUCAUUCUAUAAAUAUGUAUGCAUCCUGUGGUGGUAGAAGUAUUUCACAUGUCAACUGUUUCUUUAAUCCGCAAAUAAACUAGACUGUUUUUCUUUUUUUUACAUA